Molecule: messenger RNA, 6561 nt
Organism: Lethenteron reissneri (Far Eastern brook lamprey)
Lineage: Eukaryota; Metazoa; Chordata; Hyperoartia; Petromyzontiformes; Petromyzontidae
Product: dysbindin-like
Biological process (GO): negative regulation of protein kinase activity
Cellular component (GO): cytoplasm
Source: RefSeq, a predicted model, not a curated record
GGGGGUGGAGUCCACGUGACUCGCGUAAACAGCUGACGGCGGGAGAGAGAGAGGGGGGGAAGCGGGCGCCACACACAAACAUUUUGAAUUUUUUUAAUGAAAUAAAAACAACACACACACACAAACAUUUUGAAGAUUUUUCCCCGUCCCCCCUCUACCUCUCGCGGCGGCAUCAGCAGCAGCGGCGGCGGCGGCUUCUCCCGCUUAAGCGCGCCAUGUUCGAGACGUUUCGGGAACGACUCCUGAACGUGCAGCAAGACCUGAGCGCAGGGCUCAAGACACUGAGUGACAGGUCGAAGGAUGUCAACGUGAAACGGAAGUUAAGCAAACAAGACGAAUAUGAUCCUUGCCUGAACGCAGGCACUGAGUUGCUGAACAGAUAUGAGGACAGCUGGUCGGAGCUGCACAGACAGGCCGAGGCCUGCGCACGGCUGGGAGAGGGAGUGGACGCGCUGGCCACCGCCGUCUCGGCCUCGUGGGAGCAGCGCUGUUCGCGGCUUGCCGAGCUCGUGGUCCAGAUGCGUCUCCUGCCGUCGGUGGUGACUCAGCUCGACUCGCUGCUCGCCACGCUCGGCCAGCUGGAGGGAGAGUGUGAGGAGCUGGAGGACCGGCUGGGCCACCUGGAGGACAUGUGCGAGGAGUGCGAGCUGCGCAGGGCCACGGAGCAGCACGCUCGCGACGCGCUCGCUUACGAGCAGCGCAAAGGCCCGAUCGAAAAGGAAUUGGAGAAAGAGCACGAAGCCUUCAAAAUGGAGCUGGAGGGGGAGCACGUGCGCCGGAGCUGCGAGGCGGAGCGGUCGCACGCGCUGCGCCUGCGUGAGCGCCAGCGCUUCUUCGAGGAGGCGUUCCAGCAGGACGUGGAGCACUACCUCUCCACCGGCGUGCUGCAGCUGCACAGCGCGGGGAGCGGCACGCGGCAGCCGCUGGGCAGCGUCUCCUCCAUGGAGGUGAACGUCGACCUGCUGGAGCAGGUGGAGCUGCUCGACGUGUCGGACCACGAGGCCCUCGACGUCUUCCUCAACUCCCCCUCGUCUCCCUCCGUGGCGUCCGCGUCGGACUCCUCCUCCUGCUCCUCCACCGCCACGUCGGCCACCUCGUCCGUGUCCUCCAUGGGACCCAGCUGCCAAACGUCCCCGCGCCACGUGUGGCGCGCCAGCUCCACCACCAGCAGCAGCAGUGAGGCGUCCGGCCCCGACUCGUCGGCGCUCUUCUCCCCCCUGCCACCCCCUCCCCUCCCCCCGCUCUCCCCCCCCACCACAACCGCCACCGCCGGCAACUUCACGGCCAACAUCGCCGCCGUCGUCGCCACCGCCGUGGGGGCUAACGACGAUGAAGACGAGGAGGAGGGUAACGGAGUGGCGGUCCCCUCCGUGCAGGCGGAUGAGGAGGAGGUGUUUGUGGACACGGAGCUCACGGCCGCCUCGGAGGACUCGUCGCCUCGGCCCUGUGACUCGGACACUGACUAGCGGGCGGGCGGGCAGUCUCAAAAUCAGUCUAACAGGUGCGGGACAGUCUUACCAUCAGUCUAACGGGUGGACGGUGUAACGAGCGGUUGGUCCAGUCGAGCGGGGUGAUCUGACCGCCGGCGUGUAAAGAGGAGUAGAUGAACUCGCGAGUGAAUAGUCAACAAGGGCAGGUGGUUUUAUAAUCAGACGGUGGAACGAGUGAGUUGUCCGAUGAGUGGACGGUCUAACCAUCAGUUUAACGAGCUAACGGUGUAGCGGGCGGACGGCCUAAUGGCUAGACGGUCUAACCAGCGGCCUAGCAGGUGGCCAAGCUAACGGGUGGAUGGGUAUAAUACGUGGACGGAGAAUCUUAACGAGCAUCCAGUUUAUCGGAUGGACAGUCUUAACCAUCAUUCCUAAUCAGCAUCCAAUAUAAUGGGUAGUCCACUGCGUAGACAGGCUAACGAUCAGACGGCCUUACAUGGCGGGGGGGGGGUCUAAUGAUAUUUCUAUCUUCUGUGGAGGGUAGCCGUGCAAACAGUCCGACGAGCAGACAAUCGAACAGGCAGACGGCGUUGACCGGCCGAUGGCUGUAACUUUUUGGCAGCCCUAGAAGGGCUGGAAGUUUGAAGGAUUGGAUGCUGUCACCUAGUGAUGGAUGGCUGCAUGGUGGAACGAAUUAACGGGCAGUCUUUAACGAGCAGCAAGUGAGCAGCAGGUUUAAUUAGCGCCGCCUUGCCUCGGCCAGAAUCUGAAUGUGCGCGACUUUGUGUGGGGGAGUGAAUGAAAAAUUGGGUUAACAAUGAAACUAAAAACGCAAAAACGGUGUUUUUUUUGUCGCGAUACUUAGAAUCCAUUUGGAGACCUUGCAGAGCAGUGAGAGAGACGGCCCGCAGAAGCGGACAUUGCAGAACUACCCUUGAGAUCCCUUCAAGUGAAUUUCCAUCCACGUGGUAAGGGGCAGCACUUAUCUCGCACUUAACUAGCAACAAAAUGAAUAAGCGGACCAUGUCUCCUUCGUGUCUAUCCGUCUCUCCACGUGCAAAAUAAAAGUGAUUCUUACACCAACCCAUCAGCCGUGUAGUCUGCUGGGAGAGCAUCAUUUCAGGAGAAUUGAUUCAAGACGAGCAAAACCCUGGGCCAGUUUUCGACGUUCAGCGUCUCAUCAGUGGCAGGGGUCAGGUUUGCUUGAAGCAAAGCUUUGUGUGAGCUGCCGUUCCUUUACAGGCCACGUGUUUCAGGCCUGUCCGCUUGUCGAAACGCAACGGCGUGCCCGACCGCGUGUGUUUGGCCCCUUUGUCAAUCCGCUGCUGGAUGAAGGCCUCCCCGUGCCGUGCCAGUCCUGGGUGCUGUUUGGCCAUACUUCACCACACCCGGGGUGAGCGUGAGUUGGUGAACGGGGGCAGGCACCCAGGACCACGUGUGGAGUCACGCGCCCCCAAUGUCACCCGUUGCUGGGAAUCUGAACCAAAAGGGGGUAGCCGGGUUUGUAGUGCAGUGCGCUGUACAACGUAAUAACCGUCAAUUAAAAGUAAGUUUUUUUGUAAUUCAUUAACAUAAGCUUAAACUAGUGCCCUAUCCUGGAUUUAAGGCUGAAAUCAUCAUCAGCUAUGGUCGACCCUAUGCUGGAUUUAAGGCCUCUCCAAAUCCACCGGUAUCACUCACAGUCCUGUGACAGAAUACUGAUUCAUCUCGAAGAUAAAGAUAAUUAUUUUUAGGUUGCGUCUUUAAGAGGCACUGAGGACUCGCUUUCACACUGGCCCUAAUCCCUAGCACUAAGCCUGAAGACUAAUGCCUCGCCAGCCUAUACGUCUAGGCCUAACCCGAGCCUGAGCAUUAAUCUCUGCAAGCCUCGCACUUACACUAACCAGUAGCCAUAGCUUUAGUCUUAGCCAUAAGGUAAAGGAACAGCCCUGCAAUGUCUUGCUCUCACCACUGCUGGCGUAUGUACCUAUGUUUGUAUGUACGUCGAACUUAUUUCGGGCCGUGCGUAGACCACGGCGCUAAUCGGAGGUGCGCGGGAAGGGACGGCAAGCUAAACACACAAAAAGUCAAGUUUCUAAAGAAGCGAGUGGGGAAACAAGGGGCCUUCACUGCAGGCCGAGCGAGAGACGGCCCCCGCCAGGGAGGGAGUUCAAUCCUCCUCCGUCACACUCGGAAGAGGCGGGAGUUCACCCACACUUUUACCCCGUCGCACGCGACCUGCCGGUCGUCGACUGAGCUAGCUGCCUCAUACCCCUCGAUGCUGCUUGGUUGACACUAGUGGCAGGAGGAGGAGGAGGGGGGGAGAUUUUAAAACUUACAAACUUACAUUUUUUUUUUCUCGGUUGCCUUGCCCGGGAGUUCUAGCCAGUGACCUCUGGAUUGCAAGUCCAGUUUACUAACCACAUGCCAACGCCAAUGACCUCGGCAUUUUAUUCCGUAUUUAAUAAUGAUAUUAUUAUUAUUGUUGAGCCUCAGGUGGGCGCUGCUACAAUGAGAUGUUUGGCCAAUGCCAUUAAUAAGCGCGCACAUUAUUUUUCGCCCAUCGUUCCCAAGGCAGGACCCUCCUGGAAAAAGAGAAGUCUUGAGACUCGGUUGAGUAAAAUUAGCAAGUGGUGUGCUGCUCUUCCUGUGUAUGGGAUUGUUUGAGGUGUGUUAUCCCCACGUUGGAUUCGAUUUUCUCCAAACGCACGGUUUUACUCGCAUAAUAACGAUAAUAAUACUUUACAUCCCCUUGCUAAUCCACUGCUGGAUGAGUGCCCUGCCUAUGCUGUGUCGGUGGGCAGAAAUUAAUCUGUGAACCUCCUGGCAGAGGUCGCAAUCGGGUACCUGAUACCCGUACCCUACCCGAUACCCGGCUACCCGUACCCGGCCGGGUACGGGUAGCCGUUUGCGACCCUGGUGCGGCCGGGUACGGGUACGGGUAAGGAAUCAAAACCCGUUUGCGACCUCUGCCUCCUGGACAUCUGUGAUGAAAGAGAUUCAUAGGUUUAUCGGAUUCCUCGAGUCUAAAUAAAGAUUCUGAUGGAAAAAAAAUGAAAGAUUGUGAUUCUGACAUUCGUGUCGGAUGAGUGUUCGACUUUCCUCAACGUGGCACUUGCUUUGUAGGCCUUGCGGGGAUGAUUAGUCGAGUCCACCCGUGACCAGGAUUUGAACUUGGAAACUUGAGAUUGUGAGCUGAUCGAUCUUAACUCACACCACCGCCCGGACUAAUGAUCACUCAACUGGUGCAGGGUAAUAACGAUCCACCGCUUAAUAGAUUUAUAAUAAAUCUCAACAUCUUCGUCAGUGAUAGUUCACCAACGCUUACGAUAAAUGAAGCCUCUGGUGUGCGUUUUGAGAAUCGGCUACUUUCAUUCCGUAAUAAAUUUUUCCCGGUCGGGUCGCAUAAAUAACGUUGUGUCGGAUACCCCUCCUCCACCCGACGCAGCUCGAUUAAUAAACUUGGCACGUGGUGAAUGCGCGUGGCCAGUUCAUCACCGCUUCAGCAGCGGCACCCACCCCUGGCAUUGCUGGUGAGUAAUCAUUUCGCGACAUUUGACAACUCUGCUACGGUGCGGCGUCAAAUUUUUAUCCCGAUUCGUACGCUUAAGUUUAAAUUUUUUUUUUAUUUAUCUGUGAGCCUUUCGGCUCUUGAAUCGGGUGCAACCGCAACAAACAAAAAACAAAAACAUGAACAAGAAAACAUCUUAAAGUGACUGUGCGUAAACAGAAAAAUCCAGGAAAAGACAGCAAAAUAUUCCAGAAAAAGCACCGUACACCAACGCUGUGUGCAAAAAUCCCAGUGGGAUGCAAGUCAAACAACAACAACCACAAGACAACUUACAUUAAAGCCAUCAGUCUAACUCCGUACUACAACAAAGCUUCAACAAGCUUGAUGUCUGCAAUUGGCUCGCGGACAGCCCUGCCAGCCACAAGAGAAUGCUGCCGUUCACCACAGCGUUGGGGAAAGAUGAACAAAACACCCAUGUCAGUAGAGGAUUACCUCAAUCCGGUUGUGGUCCCGAAUCACGGAAAUGUCUGGGUUUUCAAGCCUCAUGGAUCAAUUGUAUGCGUGACACUUGAAGCUACCAAACGGCCGCUGGUGGUGUUGGCGCUGGUGGUUGUUUCUUAAUGGACGUGUCCUGGUCAGUGGUGUGUGUGUGUGUCCCCCCCCCCCCGAAGCUUUUGUGACACUUGGGAUAUUCCGUCCCUUUUAAUUGUUUUAUGUUCUGACCUCAUGCCAAUAUAAAUAAACUACGAUAAAUUUUAAAUCCAAUAUGGUAAACCUAGACCGAUAUUAAUGACCUUUCGAAACGAUAUGAAAGACUUUUCUUAAUUCUAGAUUUGAAGCUUUCGUAACUGCAAGGAUUCAUAUUCUUAGGUUUUUUCGGUAAAGUCACGUGGGUAAAAAAUUUCAAUUAAUAAAAGUAACAUAAAAAUAAAAUAAAAUCACGACGUUUUGGAGGCAACACAAGCUUCCGUCUUCAGGUGGAACCGUCACAGCACGAUAGCUGUAUCAAGUGAGAGAAAUUCCAAGAAAACAGUCCUUGUAUAUAUACUGGCUGAGGGUGGGAGAAGCCAAGGUAGGCCCUGAAUAUUAUUUUCCUAAGCUCAAUUAUCGCAAACAACGUGGUUUUUUCAGAGUAGCCAGCGACCACAUCACGCCACGCUUGCAUUGACAUUCGUUUUUAUAUUUGCGCGCAGUUACGAGCCAGUUAGGAUUCCUCACGAAAUGGAUGAAAAAAAAAACUGGCUUCAAAGGUUGACUUUCGUCGUUCACACGUUAAUUUCUCAGAACCAUGUUGGGUCAGACAAGGGGGUUACUCGGUUUAGACAAAAUUGAACAAGGAGGCUGACACGGGUAGCCCAAAAAAUGUUGAGAACCACCCGACUCAACUGAUCGCCGAUACUUCAAUUCGAUUGCCGGGUGGCAAAAAUUUAAUCGACUUUGGUGCGUGAACAUUGGUUGGGUUUAUUUUAUGUCUGAAGGUCGUCAUCGUCGUGAGAUGUGAGGAUAAUUAAAAUGUAAAGCGACGCGCACCCCCGUUCCAGUAAAGAUUUGCCUAACAAUAACAACGGUUAGCACGCAGCAGUGUGAACUCGAGUUAAGUUGCGUUAUCUUCUUGGUUCUUUCGGUAAAGUCGUGUAGAAG